Molecule: messenger RNA, 1856 nt
Organism: Babesia bovis T2Bo
Lineage: Eukaryota; Apicomplexa; Aconoidasida; Piroplasmida; Babesiidae
Product: putative asparaginyl-tRNA synthetase
Exons: 1
Coding region: 11-1828 (605 amino acids)
Biological process (GO): asparaginyl-tRNA aminoacylation
Cellular component (GO): mitochondrion
Molecular function (GO): asparagine-tRNA ligase activity; nucleic acid binding; ATP binding
Source: RefSeq, a predicted model, not a curated record
CUACAACAAAAUGGCGUCCCUAACAACAGGAAUGCCUACACAGGCCUUAGUUAAGGCAGCACUUGAAAAAUCGAAAAUUGUCGAAACAAAACAGCCGAAAUAUGAAAGAAUAGGAUACCUACUGUCGUCAUUGUUGAAAGGAGUGAAAAGAGAGACUAUCUCAGCCCAUCUUACUAAACUAUACGGACAAACUGAUUUGGGUGACGCCCGAGAUGUCCAUGAUGGAAUGCGUCCGAUUCCAUUCACUAGCUUCGAAGAAGUCAAGUCAUCAGGUAAAGCUGAUAUACCUAUGAUAUCAGUUGCUGGGUGGUGUAAAACUGUACGUAUGCAAAACGCGGGAAAACUGGGAUUCGUGAUUUUAAACGACGGUAGCUGCAAAGCUGAUUUGCAAGUAGUUGUACACGAGGGAGCUAUUGGCCACCAAGCUGUGGACAAGUGCACUUCAGGUACAACUAUUGCUAUAAGAGGUACACUAGUCGAGAGACCAUCAAAACCUGGCUCCUUCGAAGGGAAGGAAAAGGAAGAAACACUCGAAGAUGUAGCACGCAAGUACGAAGUACACGUUGCCCCCCUGGAAGGCCACUAUUUGGAAGUCAUCGGUGAAAACUUCGAUGCUGCCAAGUAUCCAAUCGCCAAGAAGUAUAUCACACAGGAAUUCCUGCGUGAAGUUGCACAUCUAAGACCAAGGAGCUACUUCAUCAGUUCCGUCAUGCGUGUGAGGAGUGCUUUGGCGAUGGCCACGCAUAUAUAUUUCCAGAGGCUGGGAUGUAUAUACCUGCACACGCCACUUAUCACUACCACCGACUGUGAAGGUGCUGGAGAACUGUUCCAAGUGACCACUAUGUUGGAAGACUGUAAGACGUUGGGUGACCUGGCCAAAAAAAUGACGGCUCAUGGAGACCCAAAGAAAGCUAAAAUCUUAGAAGAGAUGGAAAUGGACUACAAGAAGGAUUUCUUUAAACGCAAGGCGUACCUCACUUGCAGUGGGCAGUUAUCAGCAGAGAACUACGCAUGCUCCAUGGGAAAGGUAUAUACAUUUGGGCCUACUUUCCGUGCUGAGCACAGCCACACCUCAAGGCAUUUGGCAGAAUUCUGGAUGGUGGAACCUGAAAUCGACUUUUGCGAUCUAGCAAAAAACAUGGACAUUGCAGAAGAGUACGUGCAAUUUGCCAUUAAGUAUGCCUUGGACCACUGUCUGGAUGAUCUACUUUAUCUUGAAAGCAUUGGAGAUAAGGGGCUAGUAGACAGCUUACGCUCAUUUGCAACUGAAAAGUUUGUCCGUAUAACAUACACAGAUGUUAUCGAUAUCCUGAUGCAACAUGAAGCUGAUUUCCAGGCAGGCCGUGUUGAGAUAGACAGUGCCCAAUGCAAGAGGGAAGAUGGAUCUGAACCCAGGAAAACCGCAUUUGAAAAUCAUGUUGAAUGGGGAAUUGACCUAUCGAGUGAACACGAACGUUUUAUCGCUGAAGCUGUAUUCAAGAAGCCGACUAUUAUAUACAACUACCCCGCCAAAAUAAAGGCAUUCUACAUGCGUAGGAACGAUGAUGGCAAGACAUGCGCUGCUAUGGAUGUGAUUGUACCACGAUUCGGCGAAUUGGUUGGUGGAUCACAGCGUGAAGAGAGGCGUGACGUACUAGAGGAUUCCAUUAAGCAGAACGGCCUGUGCAUGGAUGACUACACAUGGUACAUGGACCUCCGUACAUACGGAUCAAUACCUCAUUCAGGAUUCGGUCUUGGAUUCGAAAGGUUGGUCAUGCUGGUUACAGGCGUUUCCAACAUCAGGGAUGUAAUCCCAUUCCCACGUUACGUAGGCAAGGCCGAUUUCUAAGUUUUUAACCAAAAAGGCGCAUUAAUUU